GGCACGUCCCAUCGGCAGAGGUGGCGCACGGACGUAGUAGGGGAUUCGAACGAUUCCCGUUCCCUCCUCCACGAUCGCGUUCGAGGCGGUCGAGAGUGAAGUGCCUGCCCCUGCAGGAACACCGGCCCGAGAUACCCGUCCCCGUACCAUUUCGAGUCUCUGGCUUGGCCUGGCCUGAUAGCGAGCCACCGAAUCCUCGUAAGCUCGUUUAUCCAUCCAUCCGUAUUGACGUUUCGUUCCGACCAGACACGCUCGAUACGAUGCCCGCGUCGUACGCCCGUGGGAUCAACGGACUGGUUCGAGCGUUGUGUGCUUCGUGAUAGUGUCGAGACAGUUUCGCGCGUGUGGAACGUUCAAACGAGGGCAAUAAUAACGAUCCACGUACCGUCACGUCUACUUUUUCGGGGAGCGGACUGUCGAACGACCCGAUCCGAAGGAGGAUCGAAAAGGUGCGAUGAUCGUUGUGGACUUGAGUUCUGUGCUUCUCGAGUUUCCCCUCUGAGUUCGGACAAAUUGUGAUUUUUCUCAGUUGUUGCCUCACCUGUGCGACAGGUAAGAUCGAUCGGGGAGAGGAGAGAUCGUUUCGACGAGGAAUUCGCCACGAUGAAAGGCACGCAACGACGGAAAGUACUAGGUGCGGAGUGCGAGUCGUAGGAGUCGUUUUCGUGAUGUAAGAGGGACCGUUUGAAACGAUGACUGGGGACGAUCGGCGGGAAUUAACGAUGACGGUGCAUUGUUGAAAAGGGGAGAAACUGCGUCGACGAGUGUGUAGUUUCGCGCUAACAAGAAUGAUACCUGUUCGAAUCGAAAACCCGGUGCGAAGAUGCCGCGGCUAAGAGCAAAUUUCGGUGCGAAUCGCGGAUAUUGACGCGUGGACGGAACUCGUGAACGUUGUCCGCGCUUCACACGGAUGCAACACCGUUCACUCUCGGCCGGUUCGAAUCUCGAUCGGUCGACCCCGGUUUCGAAAGAAUCCACGCCGUCGCUGAGAGGAAGGAAUCGAUCGGAAGGAAUGUGCACCACGGAAAUGACGGAAUCGUACACGAUGUCACCGUCGACGACGGUGUCCUCGAGCGCCACGACGCCCGGCUGCUUGGGAUCGCCGAUCCACCGACGGACGCCUUGCAGAGGCUCCCCCGGCCGGGGCGACGUGCAGGACGACGAGGACGAGAUCUCCGUUGGCUGCCCCAGCCCUUUGCCCCUGGUCGUGGUCGCGCCCGCCGCGGAGGAGGAGGAACGGUUGUCCCAGUCGAGGGAGGAAUACGUGGACAGACUGAGCCCGCGAAGAAGUUAUCCCAGGGAAUCGGUGAUCGACGACGAGGACAGUUACUCGCGCGGCGGCGAUUACAGGAUGUCGAACGGGAGAGGGCUUCGGGUCCACGAGGGUAGCGGCGGUGAUUCCGUGACCACGUUGAGGGACGAGGAAGAGGAGGAGGAGGACGACGAGGAGGAAGUGAACAGUAGGACUAGCAGUAACGGUGCGUCGGGGGCAGGUGCCGCGGACGAUUACUUCAAGCCUCUGAAACGUUUGAAGAUGGUGCAGAUGCAGCACUCGGACGAGGAGGACGAGAGGGAUCGGGACACGAACGAGCGCGGGGUUAAGUCUUUCAGCAUACUGGACAUCUUGUCGCACAGACCCAAGGCGAAGAUCGUGCGCCCCUGGGACACGGUCGAGUCGAAUCACCACCAUCUCAACCAUCACCACCACCGCCACCACCUGCAGCAGCAGCAGCAGCAGCAACAGCACCACCUCCACCACCACCAUCACAAUCAUUCCACGCCGCCCAGGGAUCUGUCCUUGAUGGGCAUGUCUCUGGCGUCCAUGUCAGCUGGCUCGAUCAGCGAGCCACCUCUCAGCAGCUCCUCCUCGUCCGGGAGGAGUUCCGUCUCCGAUUCCGGAAGCCCGGAUCCGUUGGGCCAUCAUCAUCACGGCAUGCAUCACGGUAUGCAUCCGAGCUUGCAUCAUCCGGUGUUGCAACAGCAGCAACAGCAGCAACAGUUCAAGAGGAAAACGUCGCAGCAGCACGGCUCCCAGAGCGGGCAUCAUGGGAAGAGGACCACGGGACAGGGGAGUCCUUUGGACGCGUUGUUCCAGAUGACCAGCAAAACUUUCGACGCCGGUGAGCACAGUCAAGAGCAAGCAAAUCACUUGAACUUGUUCAACAACCGGCAGCAACCGAAGAAGAAGCGCAAGAGUCGAACAGCAUUUACGAAUCAACAGAUCUUCGAAUUGGAGAAACGAUUCCUAUACCAGAAGUAUUUGAGUCCGGCCGAUAGGGACGAGAUUGCUGCGCAAUUAGGAUUGAGCAACGCUCAGGUGAUCACGUGGUUCCAGAAUAGGCGAGCGAAGCUCAAAAGAGACAUGGAGGAGUUGAAAAAGGACGUGCAGACAGUGAAUCCUCUGUUAGUCGCUCAACAUCACAAGACAUUUUUAGAGAACGUUCAAGAUCUUGGAAUCCUGAAGAAACGACCCUUGCCGAGCAUGGACGAGAAAUCGUAGGGAACGAGACGCCUCGAUGCUCGUCGUUGAGGAAAAAUCGUGAUUUGUUAAAACUAGAGGCUUACACAGGAAAAAACUGUCUAUUGAUCUAGAGAGAUCGCUUGUCGAUCGUAGUAAGCGUUUUCUAUAAUGCGAUCGUAAAAUUACGCAAAAGUGAAGUCAUACUUGUUUUUUUCUCUACGUGAAUCGACUCAACCAAGGUUUUGAGGUUAGGAUUUUCGUAGUUCUGUUUUCCGUAGUAUACUUGAUACGAUAUUACGAGUAUAAUAUUGGGGAAAAUGGGAAUUGUGAUCGUUGUGACAGCGUGUUUUUUGGAAAUAUUUGAUACAUUAUAGAAAAUUGUGGAUAGAGAUGGAGGAUAUGACUAGGCAUAGUACAAAGAAAGCGUCUUCUUCGACGAUAUAUCGCGGAGAACGAAAGGAGAAACCGUUUCAAUGAAACAACGAAAUAGGCGGAAUUCGUUCGUAGAAAUUACGCAUUGAUUUCUGUCGGUUUAUCCGUGAUGUUGAUACGUCGAGAAGAUGUACAAAGACUGAGAGAGUCUGCAAAAGUCUGACGGAUGAUAAGCGACGUUGAUGAGCCGAUUGAAAGUGAUCAUGGCAUGGCGAGGUGAGGAUACUAAAAAUGAAUCUUUUAAAUGUUUGUAAAUUAAAGACUGCCAAAUAUAUUCACAGCUGGCCCUCGUCGACUUCCGGUCCAUCGAAUGACAUUCUCGAUGUUAAAAUCAGGAUCGGAUCACCCCGUGUUCUCAGCCAUUUUACACAAAUUUUUAUCUCGAGGCGAUGUCAGACGGAAGAUAUAAAUGAGGCGAAAUUCUAUGUUGUACACGAAAGAAAGAGAAAUACGUGUUCUGACCAAAAUGUUAAAUGGAUUUCAUGUUUCCUUUAACGAAUACGUAGGAUGACUAUUCUUCGGACACCUGUAUCAUAUUGUAUUUAUUUGCGGAAAGACGAGAGAAGGGAAUCGCGAUGAAUAAAAAUCUAAAAGUGAUCCAGAAGAAGCAUCGAUGAUUUAUGUAAGUUAUUAAGUAAAUAUUAUAGCAUAUAAAUUAUAAUAGAGUGCUAUCGCGAGGCAUUCGUCAUUGUACAUAAGCUAUAUAUAUCUAUAUAUAUAUAUAUAGAUAUAUAUAUAUAUAUAUAUACAUAUAUACAUAUAUUACAUCGUUCAUCCCCCUCGAUAUUACGCAUAAACGAGAUAGAGUCGUCGUGUAUGAUUGAAAUGAACGGAAAGAGACACAAAAGAAGAAAAAUAAAUACUUAAGUAAAUAAAUAAAUGAAAAGAGACAUAUAAGUGAUACAUAGAUGGGACACUGCAAUAUACCUGGUCAUCAUUUUAAUUAGUGAGCUUUAUGAUCGCGUAAGAUGUAAAUCCGUAUCGCGCUUGAUGAUUUGCGAGGUGAUAGACGCGUGAAAUGAGAGCCGAGAGUGCGUGUGUAUGAACAGAAUCUUAGUAGCGUGUAUAGCGAGUCGAAAUAAAUGGAGACAUUUAAAAUAAA
Molecule: messenger RNA, 3995 nt
Organism: Apis cerana (Asiatic honeybee)
Lineage: Eukaryota; Metazoa; Arthropoda; Insecta; Hymenoptera; Apidae
Product: lateral signaling target protein 2 homolog
Biological process (GO): regulation of transcription by RNA polymerase II
Cellular component (GO): nucleus
Molecular function (GO): DNA-binding transcription factor activity, RNA polymerase II-specific; sequence-specific double-stranded DNA binding
Source: RefSeq, a predicted model, not a curated record